AUGCCGGCAUCACGCAGAACGGUAGCGACACCAACGAGCUCCCCAGCCUGGAAUAAUACUGGGGCCAGCACAAAGCCAUCACGCCUGUGGCAACAUGACCGCGGCAAUGGAGAAUACGAGCUGCUAACCUCAGUAUUUCUCGGUGACAUUGGAAAGUACAGCAGCGAUACUUCCUUUAAGCUGGCCAAGGACAACGACCACUUCGCUCCUGUGCCUGGCGAGAUACGAUACACAAAAAUUGUACGAAGACUAGGUCGGUCGCUUGCGAUUAUUCAACUCACCUUGGAUGCCACUGUCGACGACAAAGCCGGAUUAAACCAAUGCCAACAGAACCCUCUUGUGGCACGAUAUGCUCUGGGGGAUGUGAUGGGCAUUCAUCGGCUACUCUACAUUGGCUAUUUCCUCGGAAGAUUCUAUAGCAUAUCUCCCGAACCGACGGCGAAGAAGGGAGCUCUGUUCCUCGACGGCUACGGGGGAGUGUUACGGCAUCAUCACAACCGCCUAGUCUCUCUGGGGUUCCAGUGGAGCUCAAAAGGUCUACUUCGUGCAUUCUCCCUCUUCGCAGUGCUGCACCUGAGCGGAGUAAUUGUCGAGAAUGUCGACAAAGCUCUCUUCACCAUGAAUACCCUCAGGUCUGCAGCAUCCACCGCAACCGACCUAGAGAUGAACAGCCACUAUUGGGAGACCUGGCAGCAAGGCGCUCCUGGGGAAACCGAGCUCGACACAGAGACCGUCUUCGCCAUAUUGAGGUGGUCGCCAAUGGGAGAGGCGAAGCACUACGCUCAAGAUCUCGCCAAUCUUCGGCAGGCCGUGUUUACCCGUGCUCGUGUUCAUGCGAGUAAAGCUGCAAUUCUCGAUACCGGUUCAGACGAGGUUUACAAGCAUGAUCCGUCUGACCCUAGCUCCCUUGAACGGCUGGAGAACCUGUUUGUGGACCACAUCGAGGCCGCCCUUCGUCUCAUCAACGAGGUCGAGUUGAGUCGACCCGAAGACGGCUGGGACUCACUGCCUAUACUGGAUGUGGCCAUCGAGAAGCUCGACAAGCUGAUUGAAGGCUUCCGCGCGUCAGAAAUCCGGCUGAUCGCCCAACUUUUCCAAAAAGAGGCACCAGUUUGGCGGGAAUCAAGGCCUCCGACAGAAACAAUCGACCCACUGCCAUCGAUCACGCGCGGCGACAUUGGAUACAAAGAUCGCCUGCUCCUAAAGGAGCUCGACCAAGAACUCCGCCAAUUACCGCCCGUCGCCGUCGAGGAUGCCUAUACCGAACCGUUUGCGUGCCAGCGCAUCAACAGUCAUGCGGCUUGGGAUGCAAGCGAUACCACAACCGGCGAUAUUGAACACUCAUACUGGUACGAGCCUGCGAAGGGCAUAGAGUUGAGCGAUGGCAUGCCGGAAGAGCGGAAGGAGAGGCAUAACGAGGCGUACUGGGCGCGGGAGCAAGCUUUCCAGGCUCGAACGGAGGAGUUAUUUGAGGGAGUUACCCAAACACUGUCGCCGACGACGUCAGGAAGUAUCUGCGCGAAGGGCCAAUUGUCCAGCCACAUCAUUGGCCGUGGCAAGACUCCAAAUCUCGAGAGCCUCCAGUUCAGGAGGCCACUCAACAAACCAACCCCGCCAUCAAAGCAAGUGGCAUUUGCGUCCACCACCAAAGGCGCGUCUGAGGGCCCCGCUAAGCUUGGUCAUGCUCCAGCUGCUCUCCCCACCACGGCCUCCGCCUCACACACUGCAGAACCUGCCACGGCAGAAGAACAUACCGGGACUGCUCUGAAACAGGACCUCGAGCAAGUUCACCCUUCAGCGGCCUCCCCUUCUGUUCAUAGUGACACUGAGCCGCCCUCUCUCCCCACACAGCCAAGGUACACAGAAGAUCUUGAUUCUGACGGUGAGAAAUAUGACUCGUUUUGGUUCCCGUUUGAACAGCCUGUUCCGUUUAAGGACCCUGUCGCCACUAAGGAAGCUACGACGGAGCAAUCUAAGCUUGGAGAACCUGCUUCACAGGCCCUAGUCCCCACGGCGUCAUCGUCGGAUGAAUUAGACAAGAAGACUAUCAAGGAGGAGGUAUCGGAUGAGUUUCGAAGACUAGGCACCAACCCAUAUACAAGUAGUUGGAUUCGAGUACCUGACACACUCGCAAAACCGCCAAGUCGAGCUAUUGCGGUUCUUGAAAACGUGAUGUCAGAUGGAUCAUGUCCGGUUGUAGCAAACCUCUUCACAUUGACCCAUGCCGCUCAGCCUAAAACACUUGUCCGCGGAGUCCAUACUUCCCGACUAGCCUUGAUAUCUCUGGACCGCCUCAAGUCGUCCGCUGAACGCUCCGAAUUCAUAUCUCAGGAUAUCUAG
Messenger RNA from Mytilinidion resinicola, 2340 nucleotides. RefSeq lists its product as uncharacterized. Lineage: Eukaryota; Fungi; Ascomycota; Dothideomycetes; Mytilinidiales; Mytilinidiaceae. The record is from RefSeq and is a predicted model, not a curated record. The coding region runs from base 1 to 2340 and encodes 779 amino acids. The transcript is spliced from 7 exons.